Messenger RNA from Lactuca sativa (garden lettuce), 267 nucleotides. Lineage: Eukaryota; Viridiplantae; Streptophyta; Magnoliopsida; Asterales; Asteraceae. The record is from RefSeq and is a predicted model, not a curated record.
AUGUUCGGUGGUGGUAGGUGGGAUGGUGAUUAUAGUGGGUGGAAGGUGGAGGUGGCGUGUGGUGGUGAUGGGUGGUGGAGACGGGUGAUGGUGAUAAGUAGUGCUGGUGGUGGUGGUGGCGGGUGGUGGUGGUGGGUGGGGAUGAUGGUGGCGAGUGGUGGUGAUGGGUGGUGGUGGUCGGUGGCGAUAGGGUGGUCAGUGGUGGGGGCGGGUGGUAGUGGUGAUGAUGGGUGGUGGUGGGGAGUGGUGGUGAAGGGUGGUGGGUAG